CCGAUAGGGUUGGCUCCAGCGGAUCAGUGAGGGCUACGGGCGGGCGUCCGGUCCUGUGUCGGGCCGGCCACAUGGUUGCUAGCUUCCUGAGUUCUGCUUCAGGCGGCCUGCCACGGCCAUGACUGACACCCUUGCCGGGUCAGCGUUCGUCUGCCCCAGCUGUUGCCAAGGUCUUAGGUCCUUGCGGUUAAGCACCGAGGACAUACCGAGCCUUAGGCAUAGAGAGAACUUGGCUUCGGGUGCAGCCUCGUGGAACUUAGGAGGCCCAUGAACACGGGGUAGAGAAGAGGCAUGUGAUGCCGACUGGCUCAGAGUGUAACAGGGCGACGUACUGAUUUGAAUAAGAUGGUUUGGGCAAUUUUCUUGGGAAAGGGUCGUUGAAGGGUAGGGCCGUUCUUUUUCUAAUACGUGAGCGCUCCUAGCAUCAUAGUUUUCUAGAAUAAAAGGCUGCCUCGCAGCACAAGAACUUGUUGAAGCUAAUCUUGGGGUGCCACACCCCAGAGGUGCUUCUGAAACGUCCCUGUCACUCAGGGUUAACUGGGUCCUACCUCAGGCGGAUCUUCUUGGAUGAAGCGAAGGAUGGAUGUGACAGGACUACCAGGUGCCCCCUGAGCCAAUCCCAUGGGGCAGCAGAGUCGAGAGGAAGAAGCCCUCAAAGGGACAAGGAGUCCCCUCCCAGGCUCUGUGGUGGCUAGUUCAGCACGAGCCUCCCCUUGGACUGCUGGAGACUUCAGUAAACAGUUGGAGAGUUGGCAGAGGGAGCCACUUACACUUUCUUAACCUGGGAUGUGUGCUCUGCAUGACUUUCUGUCCUCUCAGGAGGAAGCUGGUACAGGGCUAGUCCCUCCAGGCUCAGCUUUUGGAUAGCUGAGGCUCCGGGGGUUACUACAGAUGAAGCGGAGGUGCUUGAGAGGGUUUGGGUUUGGUGGUCAGAAAGAGUGGUUCCUGGGGGCUGACGGAAGGAGAUAAUGGCAUUGAGCAUUUCUGUGCCAGAGAUCUCAGAUGGUAUGUGCUUGUUGAAGGUUGGAGUCAUUGAGACAUUUGUGUGGAAUACAGGUAAUGGAACAUGCCUUGGUCUGUAGCUCCACUCAUAACACAAACUCAGCGGAUUUGGGUGGUUAGACCAAUCAGAGCCUUCAUUUUCCUUUCUGGGUCUAAGAUGUCCCACAUCCAUCUCCCGCUUAAGUGUGAGGUUUGGCACAGGUGUGUUAGCAAGUGGAAAGGAAGAGCUGAGAAAGGAAGAGCUGUCUAGCAAGCCCCAAGACCUGUGUGUCAAGUCAGGGUACCACGGGUUAAAACAGAAUUAGAACUAACAAACAAUGGCAUUUGGGACAAGGAGAUUGGGGCUGCCUGGGCUUCGGCUGGGCGUUAGCUUCUGGGUCUCAAGAUGGGCAAACAGCACAGGCCAGUGUUUCUAAGUAGGACUGGGAUAUCCCAGGGGCAGAGUGGGAACUUGGAGAUGUAGAAUUUAACCCAUGAAAAAAGACCCAAGGCAUCAUCACUCCUGUGCCUAGCAAUGUGGCUACCCCACUGUUGGGACUAAAAAGCUAACCUUUGCUCCUGAGCCCUCCACAUUCCAAGGGCUACCAGCUGCUCCUUUGGACACUUGACACAGAAAGUCUUGAUGGGCAGCCCUGGUUCACAGACUCGGGCUAGGUGAGCCCAGAGGGUGUUGCUAUUGGGGUAAAGGGGUAUGAGUUAGGCUUGCUGGCAGACCCCAUUCCCUACUCACCUUCCUCAUGAGGACAGGUAGUAUCGGGAGCCCAACAGUGAUAUGACUGAUGGAGUGACAUGCUAUUUCGGAGUGUCCAGAGGACAGAAGAUACGGGGCUGAGGGCUCAGAAAGCCAGCUCCUAGGGAGAUUUUCCCUAUCGCUCCCAGCACGCGGAACCCUUCAGAUGUGUGCUACUGUGGUGGGGCACCGCCGUGACAUACCAGUUCUCAGCUUCUCAGGGUCCAGCCCCCAAGCCAGAAGUGUCCUUGGCGGGAGCCGCUGCCUGGUCUAAACGAGUAGAAGCUAUGAGAGUCAUAACACCCGUUCUCUUUGCAGAGCAGAUGGAGGUUGGCCCUCGGAGGCUGCAGCUGGCCAGUAAGCUCUUUUGGCAAAUUCCUUGUGAGUGGGGUUAGGGCUGGGUGCCUAGCUGUUGAACAUAUCUCAGGACCUAGGACCUAUCGGGCCUGUCUGCCACUCGGCCUUCUUCCAGGGCCCUCCAGAGCUCAGGCAUAGUCUCUCUCUCACGCAAAGGGUCUUGACAGCUCACCUCUGGUGGCCAGUCUUGCAUUCUAGACUUCAGCCUAUAUCUGAGAGCAGGGCAAGGACUGCUUAGGCCAUUUCUUUCUAGGUCCUUUGAUGUGUCUGAGCCUGCAUCUCCGGAAGUUGGCUUUCCUUUCUGGUACUUCAAUCUCUUUGGCAUGUGUUUCUGUUCUUGUCCAGAUAAAACCUCAAGAGAAAGAAAGGGCAACCCUGUUGUAGGGAUGUGGGUAUUGGCAAACCCGUGCUUGUGGGGGUUUGAGAAAUUCACUGCUACAUGUUUCCAGACUAUUUUUCCUGGACAACUGCAGGUUUGCAUAUGAGUGUCCUCCAGGGAAGCGAUGGCGUUCAGGUAUGCCCAGUCUGGGCGCAAACUGGCUAACGUCCUCAGCCGAUCGUACACCUGUUGGGAAAGCAGGUUGGGGAAGACCUUGUCCCUUGGGAGCCUUUGCUGUUUGUGCUGAGGUCUUGGCUUGGCAUCCCAAUCCAGAGGUGGCACCGUUUCAGUAAGAGGUCCAGUACCAGUGUGCACACUGGACCUUGGUGGCACCAGAGCCCACAGCUUGGAGCUAUCUGGACCUGGACCACUUGGUCCCUUGGAGAUAGGGCAGUGGGGGGGAGUGUCCUUAUCUUCCAAAGCCUUGCCAGUGAAGGGAAGACGCUGGUCUUCUUCCACAGCUAAGGGGUCAUCUGUAGGUGCUAGCUCACCUUGAUGCAGGCUGUAGGCUCAGAAAAGGACAGGAGUGGGAGCAGGCAGCUUCCAUGGUGGUUUCUGCUUGUCUCCUAGAUAGUAGGAAUCCUAAGAGCUACAUAUCAGGGGCUAACGGAAGAGUGCUGCCCCUCAAAGAUGAGGACCAGGCAGCCACCUGGGAUUUGGUGGUGCAUCUCAUUUUAUCCUCUUCUGCCAUUCCACCUUGACAAGCAGCUUCUGAAAGGCCAGCCAGGCUGCCCAAGCUGCUGUCUGCCGUGGGUGGCCUUGCCCACUCCUCUAACCUUGCUGCUUUUCCUUCAUGCUGUCCUAGGAGGCCAAAGCAAAAUGAGGAGCGGGAAGGCCUCUUGUGCGCUGGAGACCGUCUGGGAGGACAAGCACAAGUAUGAGGAAGCUGAGCGGCGCUUCCAUGAGCAUGAGGCCACGCGAGCCGCCGCCGCCGCCUCUGUCCAACAGCUCCUGGCCAAGGUGCCAGCUGUGAACGGGCCCAGCCAGGAGGACAUAGAGGACACCGACGAGGCAGAGGCCCCCAACACCAGCAGCAGGAGUGAUCCCAGGAAGAGCCAUGAGUGCAAGAAGCCCCUACAGAAAAAGAGGAAGCGAUCCCCCAAGAGUUGGCUUGGCCAGGCGGACCUGGCCCUCGUGGGCCUCUCAGCUGACCACGUAUGGCUGGACAAGCCCCUCUUCGACCAGGCAGAAAGCUCCUACCGCCAGAGGCUGGCAGAUGUGGCCGCCCAGGCAGCCCAGCCGCCUGCUCUGGCCGCUCGGGGCCCCUGUACGCAUGGAAGCCAUGUGGCCUGCCACCAUGUGAUCUGGGGGGUCUGGGUCAACAAGUCUUGCUUUGAUCAGGCUGAGCGGGCUUUUGUGGAGUGGUCUCAGGCCUUGCUGCUGGCUGUAGAAGGGAGCCACAGGCAGGGGACUCCUGACACGGGCCAGCCGGCUGUCUCUCCUGAUCUGGCCUUGGCCUGCCAGCCUUGCCUACCAGCUAACGGCCAGCCUCCUCUGGGCAGCCUGCAGGCCCUGGUGCGGGAGGUGUGGCUGGAGAAGCCCCGGUACGAUGCAGCGGAAAGGGGCUUCUAUGAGGCCCUGUUUGAUGGCCACCCCCCAGGGAAAGUGCGCCUGCAAGAGCGAGCCAGUCAGGCAGAGGGUGCCCGGAGGGGCCGCAGAGACCGUCGGAUUCGCAAUGCUGUAGGAAACAAGCGAGCUGGGUCAAAACGGGCUGAUGGGGAGGCCCCCUCUGCUCUGCCCUACUGGUACUUCCUACACAAGGACGCAGAGCCCCCCUGGCUCAGCAAGCCUACCUACGACAGUGCCGAGUGCCGCCACCAUGCUGCCGAGGCCCUGCGCAUAGCCUGGCGCCUAGAAGCUGCCUCCUUGGCUCACCGACCCACACCCCGUUCUGGCCCAUCCAUGUCCAGCCUGAGACCCAACAGAAAAAUGGCUACAAACUUUCUAGUGCACGAGAAGAUCUGGUUUGACAAGUUCAAAUACGAUGAUGCGGAAAGGAAAUUCUACGAGCAGAUGAAUGGGCCCGUGACUGCUGGCUCCCGCCAGGAGAAUGGUGCCAGCGUGAUCCUCCGUGACAUUGCAAGAGCCAGAGAGAACAUCCAGAAAUCCCUGGCCGGACUCAAGGUGAUGCUGCCCAACUCCCCUGAGGCCCUGGGCCAGGCCACCUCUGGGACUAGCUCAGGCCCUGGGGCCUCCAGUGGACCUGGUGGAGAUCAUAGUGAGCUCGUUGUACGGAUUGCCAGUCUGGAAGUGGAGAACCAGAACCUUCGAGGCGUGGUACAAGAUCUACAGCAGGCCAUUUCCAAGUUGGAGGCCCGGCUGAGCACUCUGGAGAAGAAUUCACCUGCUCACCGAGCCACAGCCCCACAGACCCAACAUGUGUCUCCUAUGCGUCAAGUGGAGCCUCCAACCAAGAAGGCAGCCACCCCAGCAGAGGACGAUGAGGACAAUGACAUUGACCUGUUUGGCAGUGAUGAGGAGGAAGAAGAUAAGGAGGCAGCCCGACUACGGGAGGAGAGGCUUCGGCAGUACGCAGAGAAGAAAGCCAAGAAGCCCUCCCUGGUGGCCAAAUCCUCCAUCCUCUUAGACGUCAAGCCUUGGGAUGAUGAAACAGACAUGGCCCAGUUGGAGGCUUGUGUGCGUUCCAUCCAGUUGGAUGGGCUGGUCUGGGGGGGCUCCAAGCUCGUGCCUGUUGGCUAUGGCAUCCGGAAGUUGCAGAUCCAGUGCGUGGUGGAAGAUGACAAAGUGGGCACCGACCUGCUAGAAGAGGAGAUCACCAAGUUUGAGGAGCAUGUGCAGAGUGUCGACAUCGCAGCUUUCAACAAGAUCUGAAAGUCCAAGAGUGUGGUUCGUGUGUGUGAGCACCUGUUGAGAUUAAAGGCUGAGACUCCGCA
Molecule: messenger RNA, 5362 nt
Organism: Peromyscus californicus insignis
Lineage: Eukaryota; Metazoa; Chordata; Mammalia; Rodentia; Cricetidae
Gene: Eef1d
Product: eukaryotic translation elongation factor 1 delta
Exons: 10
Coding region: 3099-5300 (733 amino acids)
Biological process (GO): translational elongation
Cellular component (GO): cytosol; eukaryotic translation elongation factor 1 complex
Molecular function (GO): translation elongation factor activity; guanyl-nucleotide exchange factor activity
Source: RefSeq, a predicted model, not a curated record